AGAACAAAAAAGUUACUGUUUGUUAUUUCCGUUGGCCGCCCAGUAUAUUCAAUUAAAUCCUCUUCUCUGAAAUGAUUCAGUAGAAAAGUGGUAGUGGCAAGAAGCACUAAAAAAAGAACCAAUUAAUCAAAUUCAGUCACAGGAAGAGAAGAAAAAGAUUGUUUAAUUAUGGCUAGCAGUAAUGGAAGCGACGACCAACUAAAGCGAAUGGCAGAACUCAGCAAAACCCUAAAAGAAGGAGAGAGGAUUGUUGCGCCCACACGAAGACCCGACGGUACUCUCCGAAAACCCAUCCGGAUUCGAGCCGGUUACGUUCCUCAAGAAGAAGUCGCCAUUUAUCAAUCCAAAGGUGCCCUGUGGAGAAAGGAGAUGGCCUCACAGGAUGUGGUGCCAGGUUAUGAUCCAACUGCAGAUACAAAGCCCAAGACCAAAUCAGUAAAGAGGAAUGAAAGAAAGAAGGAGAAGAGGCAGCAGGCUGCACUUGAAAAAGGUAAGCACUUGGAAGAAAUGACAACUGGAGAUAUGAAAAAUGAAGAAGCAGUACCUGCUGAGGAUUUAGGCUGUGGAUCAGAAUCUGUCAAGUAUUUGACAUCUCAAAUCAACGAGCUAACUGUUUCUUCAAGUCCAACUGUAGCUGCUCCUGUUACUGACUCAAUUGAAUCUUCAGAACCAGGAACUCUGACUCAAGAUAUUGAUAAAAGAAUCAGAGCACUUAAGAAGAAGAUUCGACUAGCAGAAGUACAACAGCAGAAAACUUCAGUGCAGGACAUGAAGCCAGAGCAGCUGGAGAAGUUCUCAAAAUUCGAAAGCUGGCGGCAGGAGUUGAAGCUUUUGGAGGAGAAAAAGGCAGAACUAUCAAGCUCAUGAAUUUUUGGUUUCUAUUAAUGCAACACAAAAAACCAUGAGGUUUUGUUGCAGGUAUAAGUGGUGAAAGCUGCAAAUGCUGUAUCUUAGGAACAGAAAUUCAUCUAUCCAGAUUUUGUUCUAGACAUGGUGACUGAAUUUGCAUAAUUUUUAAUAUUUAUAUAAUUUUAGUUACUAUAA
Molecule: messenger RNA, 1044 nt
Organism: Carica papaya (papaya)
Lineage: Eukaryota; Viridiplantae; Streptophyta; Magnoliopsida; Brassicales; Caricaceae
Gene: PYM
Product: partner of Y14-MAGO
Biological process (GO): exon-exon junction complex disassembly
Cellular component (GO): exon-exon junction complex; cytoplasm
Molecular function (GO): RNA binding
Source: RefSeq, a predicted model, not a curated record